UGCGCUGGCCAGCCGCGUACACACACAGACAUCAUGGCGGACGUGUUGGACCUUCAUGAAGCGGGAGGCGAGGACUUUCCUAUGGAUGAGGAUGGUGACGAGAGCAUCCACAAGCUGAAGGAGAAAGCCAAGAAGAGGAAAGGACGAGGCUUUGGUUCAGAGGAAGGAGCCAGGUCCAGAAUCAAAGAUGAUGCCUAUGAUACUGUGGAGCAGGACGGGGACGAGCCAGGCCCUCAGAGAUCUGUGGAGGGCUGGAUCCUGUUUGUGACCGGUGUACAUGAAGAGGCCACAGAGGAAGACAUCCAUGACAAGUUUUCAGAGUUUGGAGAAAUUAAGAACCUGCAUCUCAACCUUGACCGCAGAACAGGCUACCUCAAGGGAUAUGCACUGGUGGAGUAUGAGACAUACAAAGAGGCCCAGGCAGCCAUGGAAGGGCUCAACGGUCAGGACAUGAUGGGUCAGCCUAUCAGUGUUGACUGGGGAUUUGUCAGAGGGCCUCCCAAGAACAAGAGGAGGACUGGCGGACGAAGACGCAGCAGAAGUCCAGACAGGAGGCGGCGUUGAGUUAGGCAGUGGAGGUGUCUUGUCCUUUGACAGGCGGUUAUGACCCUUCUCGUCUUCUCAUAAGAAACACGUUUUUGUACAAUAUUUUUGAGACAGUUGUUUGGUAUCUAGUUGUGCAAUUUCAAAUAUUGUAAUGGGGAAUUUCUCUUUUUAAAGAGACAAAUUAACAAAAUAUUUGGGCCUAACAGCAGCAUUUUAAUUUGUCUGUAAAUUGCUUAUGCUGCUUCACAGUGCAACAGACGGACAUCCAUUCAGCUGUCAGUGAAAUUAUGAUUUUACAUUCAACACCUUAGAGGUAGUGUGUGUUCAUGAUUCCCUCAAAAUGUUGUUUCAGUUUUCUCAAUGUUACGUGCAUUUUUUUGCUGUGUUUUGUUUUAUAUUGCUUGGGGAAAAUUAAACUUUUUAAAAGGUA
Molecule: messenger RNA, 976 nt
Organism: Epinephelus moara (kelp grouper)
Lineage: Eukaryota; Metazoa; Chordata; Actinopteri; Perciformes; Serranidae
Gene: rbm8a
Product: RNA binding motif protein 8A
Exons: 6
Coding region: 34-564 (176 amino acids)
Biological process (GO): RNA splicing
Cellular component (GO): nucleus; exon-exon junction complex; cytoplasm
Molecular function (GO): mRNA binding
Source: RefSeq, a predicted model, not a curated record